This is a messenger RNA of Pocillopora verrucosa, 1523 nucleotides long. Its product is annotated as lysoplasmalogenase TMEM86A. Gene Ontology annotation, molecular function: hydrolase activity. Lineage: Eukaryota; Metazoa; Cnidaria; Anthozoa; Scleractinia; Pocilloporidae. Gene Ontology annotation, cellular component: membrane. The record is from RefSeq and is a predicted model, not a curated record.
GUCUCGCGCAGACAGAAGGACUUCUUAGGUAGUUGACGUUUUCAGCACACACAAAAAGUAAGACACUUGCGAUGACCAAGAACGAAAGAAACUGCUCUGUUAGAGCAGACUCGUAUGUAUUACAGUACAAACUGGAUAAAUCUGAAGUGGUUAAAAGUGUUGGACCCAAACUUGUGCCAUUCCUAAAAACUGUUUGUGUUUAUUUUGUGGCAUGGCUUCCAGAGACAGAGAAACCAACUGUAUUUGCUGCUCUCCUUAAAAUUCUGCCAAUUCUGAGUUUAUGUGUAUUUGUCAGCCUGCAAGGAAUAAGUCUUGAGAGAGAACACAACUACAGCAGGAGAAUUCUUCUGGGUCUCAUCUUUUCAGCCAUUGGUGACGUUUUUCUUGUAUGGAAAAACACUUACUUCAUUCAUGGCAUGGCUGCUUUUGGUAUUGCUCACAUUUUGUAUAUUAGAGCCUUUGGGUUCCAACCAAGAAACCCCCUUGUAGGAUCAAUCUGUGUCUUACCAGGUUUGUUGGUGUACUACAUAUUGUACCCUGGACUCGAAGCAAAGCUGGUUAUUCCUGUCCUUAUAUAUGGCUUUGUGGUCACUGGUAUGAUGUGGCAGGCCAUAACUGGUGUCCAAAACCAAAUCGAAGAGAAUGGAUUGUGUCGCUGGACAAAGAUGAGUGCAUGCUUUGGUGCUGCCUUGUUUUACCUCUCAGACAAUAUCAUCGCCAUCAACAAGUUUUGUUUUCCUGUUCCUGGGGCAAGAGCCUUGAUCAUGACAACAUAUUAUGCUGGUCAGAUGGGCAUUGCUGUGUCAGCUUUCAACCUCGAGGAGGAGUACAACCUUAGAAUGAAAAGCUGUAAAAAAUUUGAGUAGUUUCAUUGCGAAAAUGCAAUUUUUUCUCUUGGUGUUGUAAGAAUAAAUCCUCUGAGUAAGGAGCAUGAGGUUUCGAUUCAUAUUACUUUAAAACACAAGUAGUUCUGAAAAUAUGUAUUUUUUUCACCAUGAUACAUUUUCAUCUAAAAUUCCCAGAUUGUAAAAUUUGUCACGUUUAAAAAUACCAAAUCAUUAACACUGGAAAUGUAGUUUUUUUGGUAAUAAUUGUUUAAAGCAAGUGAAACUAUGAGCCUUUUUGACAAGACAAUUGGAAAAUAUUUUAAGACUAGUCUCCAGCAAGCUAUGAUGUUUUUUUUUUUUUUAUCAUUGGGGAGGGGUGAUAAUUUAUUUUUCAAGAGUUGCAAAUACAGGGAAUAGUGGUAUUUAUAACCUUAUUUAUGGCCAAAACUGGACAAAUUUGACAUUGGUAGUGACAAGCAAAUGCAAGAUCCUGCAUCUUGGCUUGUCAAUUGAACCAUUUCAAAAUAUUCUUAUACUAUUCAAUUACUCUUGAAUUAUUUAAAGAAUGUUAUAGACAAGGUAUUCCUACUUUAAUGAGCUAAGCUCACUGUAAAUAGCUCAGAGUAUUGCUUUACGCAUGUAAAUUAAUAAGGGAAGCUAUUUAUGAUCUGAAAAUAAAUUUGAUUCCUAAAUUCA